Xiphias gladius (swordfish) is the source of this 1594-nucleotide messenger RNA. It is a transcript of the gene mtnr1bb, whose product is annotated as melatonin receptor 1Bb. Gene Ontology annotation, molecular function: melatonin receptor activity. Bases 606 to 1370 code for a protein of 254 amino acids. The record is from RefSeq and is a predicted model, not a curated record. Gene Ontology annotation, biological process: G protein-coupled receptor signaling pathway. Lineage: Eukaryota; Metazoa; Chordata; Actinopteri; Istiophoriformes; Xiphiidae. The transcript has 4 exons. Gene Ontology annotation, cellular component: membrane.
GCUGCAGCUCCCACCCAGAGCACUGUGGGGCUUUAUAUCUCGCCGAAGAGCGUCUUGACGGGACACGUGGCUGCUGAUGGACGCCCCGAUGGCCGGUGCAGGGAUUCGACCUGUGCAUUGCCAUUUAGUGGGUUAGUGUGUUGCAGACUCACCGCUGCCCACUUAGUGUAUGCCUGCGCAUUUUGAUGUUACGCCAUAGUAGCAGCUUGAUUGAUAUCUCGCGCUAUUAGAACCACCGUGACAGCUUGGCGUGUCUCUCUUCCCUAACUGCUGCACCCUCUUUUCUCUGGUGAGGUUUCAAAGUUAGUCUCUCUCGCACCUGCUGUGCAGGAGCUGGUUAAUGAGCACAGGUGCCGGCUGUCAGGGCGUCGACGAGCCCAUUUCGAUGCGAACGCGUGGCACUAACCUGGGAGGCCUCCUGCAGCCGUGGCAAGGGAUACAACCAGAUCCAGAACUUGGGAGUGCUCCCUCGCUGAACCCUGGCUUCGGGUAAUGUGUUUGUGGUGAGUUUGGCAUUUGCUGACCUUGUGGUAGCCUUUUACCCCUACCCCCUGGUUCUCUAUGCUCUCUUCCAUGACGGAUGGGCGCUGGGAAACACACAAUGCAUGGUCAGUGGUUUCCUUAUGGGGCUGAGUGUCAUCGGUUCCAUUUUCAACAUCACUGGGAUUGCAGUGAACAGAUACUGCUACAUCUGUCACUCAUUCUCCUACAGUCGGCUGUACAGCUAUCGCAACACUCUUCUGUUUGUUGCCUUAAUUUGGCUGCUAACAGUAGUGGCCAUUGUCCCCAAUUUCUUCGUCGGUUCCCUGCGCUACGACCCGCGGGUCUACUCCUGCACCUUCGCCCAGAAUGUCAGCAGCUCCUACACAGUGGCGGUAGUGGUGGUUCACUUCCUGGUUCCCAUUGCAGUAGUUACCUUCUGUUACCUCCGCAUCUGGGUACUUGUGAUUCAGGUGCGACGUAAAGUUAAGACUGAGGAGAGCCCUCGCCUCAGACCAAGUGACUUGCGGAAUUUCAUCACCAUGUUUGUGGUCUUUGUGCUGUUUGCCAUCUGCUGGGCCCCACUUAACCUGAUUGGCCUGGCGGUGGCGAUAGAUCCGUCCCGCGUGGCCCCCCGUAUCCCCGAGUGGCUUUUUGUGGUCAGCUACUUCAUGGCCUACUUCAAUAGCUGUCUGAAUGCCAUCAUCUAUGGCUUACUCAACAGGAACUUCAGGAACGAGUACAAACGCAUUGUCACCUCGGUCUGGGUGACCCGGCUUUUUGUGACGGAGACUUCACGAGCCGCCACGGACGGCAGGAGCAUGAAGAGCAAGCAGUCGCCGCCACACAACAACAACGAGUCCCUCAGAGAUCGCAUAAACAAAGAAUGAUAUCUGGAUCCUUACAUGGUAACGCCUGUUUUUUCGUGACAUCGAGACGGCUGUGCAGCUAAGCAGUGUCAAGUAACAGAUGAAACUGGAACACAUGGCUUGCUUUUCUAUUGGCAUGACAUCAGUCAUCAGCGUGCGGGUGAACAUGUUUACAUGUGUAGAUGUUUUUAAUUUUUAAAGUUUGGAGAAAGUUAAGAAGAAUUAAAGAAUGAUGGUAUAUAUAA